Onychostoma macrolepis is the source of this 2386-nucleotide messenger RNA. RefSeq names its product pleckstrin homology domain containing, family O member 1a (gene plekho1a). Gene Ontology annotation, biological process: regulation of myoblast fusion. The transcript has 6 exons. The record is from RefSeq and is a predicted model, not a curated record. Gene Ontology annotation, cellular component: ruffle membrane; muscle cell projection membrane. Lineage: Eukaryota; Metazoa; Chordata; Actinopteri; Cypriniformes; Cyprinidae. Bases 306 to 1940 code for a protein of 544 amino acids.
CCGACAGCUGUGCUCGUUCAAUAGAUGGAGCAGUCGAGCUCUAUAAACGGGAAAAUCCGUUUCGGUGAGAAGCACAGCAGCUCAGGGACUCACCCAAGCCAAUGGAGAGCCUGUGCCCGCGGUUUGCAAACCGUCAGUGUAGAGACUGGCAGUCAAUCAGCACUGAGAGUCAGCACCUCAUCCCAUCUAUAGCACCUGCACGCGGCAGAUUCUCAGCAAAAGAUAAACAAAAACAUCCCUGUUUCUUCUAGAAAGCGGGACAGAUCGCGGGAUAUACUUCGGGAAAGAUACAUUUUGCGAACAGCAUGAAGAAAAGCCAUUUGGUAAAAAGGGGUCUUCAGGAUGCCAACCAGCCGUCAUCCCAACCAGACAAAGUAGGCUGGAUCCGCAGGUUCAGUGGUAAAGGAAUAUUUAGGGAAAUAUGGCGAAACCGCUUUGUGAUGCUUAAAGGAGAUCAUCUGUACAUCUUUGAAAAAGAGAUGAAGAAUGAUGGGAAGACUCAUGAAGUGUUUGACCUGGCAAAGUACGAGCGCUCGGAGGAACUGCGAAAGGCCAAGAGCCAUAGCAAGAAGAACCACAGUAAAUUUACUCUGCUCCGCUGCCAACACCCUGGAAACAAGAGUCCCAAUCUUGUAUUUCUGGCCGUCAGUCCAGAAGAGAAGGAAUCGUGGAUCAAUGUUUUAAAUAAUGCUAUUACCAGAGCUAAGAAUCGUGUGCUGGAUGAGGUCAUGAUUGAGGAGGAGAGUCUUCUGGCUCACCCUACACGCGAUCGGGCCAAGAUACCACUUGGGCGCCGUUUGCCCACGCGGGGUCAUCUCAUGGCUGUGGCCUCUGCCUCCUCUGAUGGAAUGCUGACACUGGACUUGGUGAAUGAGGAGGAUGCUGGUAUGCUGGAUGAUGAUCAGGACGGGUGGUUGAAGGACCAUCAGGUCAGCCUGGAUAAACUGGCUCCUGGUCGUCAACGUGCUGGCACUGAUGCUUCCAGGCCACCGGCCUCCGUUUCAGAUGGCAAGGUGAAAACCAGCAGCUUGCCACGCAGGAGCGAGUUCUCCUGGAGCCAUGAAAAUCAGCCUCACACACCUCAAAUCGAGAAGAAGUUAGCUCAGGGCCGUAACCGAUGUGCUUCCAUGGAUGACGCUCUGUCCCGAGGAGAGAGAAAACCAAACAAGAAGAAUGGAGUCCAGGCAACACUGGCCCAGAGUCCCACGGGCCACCUGCAGGAACUAAUCAGCCAGCGGCUGCAGAGGACUCAAGAGCUGCUAGCGGAAAUUCAGGAACAGGAACCCCAUCGGGGAAGGAUGGGAUCUUAUCCCUACUUAAAAGGCAUUGACUCCCCCCGUCUCCGCCACCUCAAGGGCUCUGAUUCACCACACUCCAAGGGCUCAAGCUCACAUAGCUCACCCCACAGCAAAGGCACAGACUCACCCUCAGUAAGGGUGAAAGAUUCACCUGGUUCCAAAGGGAAAGAAUCGCCACAUGUGAAGUCAAAGGACUCGCCCCGUUUUAAGUCAUCCAAAUCCCCUCAUUCCAAGAGCGCACUUCGUUCGAAGAGCAUCGACUCACCCGAUUCAAAAGAAUCAAGUUCACCCCAUACGAAAUGCAUCGAUCUGACCCACAUUAAAGGUUCAGACUCGCCUCUGUCCACUGGCUCAAACUCGCCCCAUAUGAAGUCUACAGACCCCGCUUUUUUUCGGAUCUCUUAUUCGCCCCAUUUCAGAAGCAUGAAGGGUACUGAUUCUCCUCUCAGUGAAGCUUUGGACUGGGACAGCAGGAGGGCAGCUGCUGAGCGGCUCAUACAAGAGGCCAUUUCCUCCUGGCGAGAAGCUAGAGAGGUUCUGGCUGAGGUAAAGGAGCUACAAGCCAGACAGCAGCGGGCAGAGCACAGUAAAACUGGAACACCCACAACACCCUCACAAAAUCGCAAGCAAAAAAGCCCCUGACCAAAUCUCUAGUCAGUAGUGCUUUCCAAGACUUGUGAGCCUUUACAAUGAAUGCAAGGAAGGAGAACAAUAGGUGGAACUUUCCAUGUUCUGUUUUAUCUCACAGUCUAUUGUUUAUAUAUUAACUGUUGUUCCUCUGACACCUCAACCCUUUGUCUUUGCACUUUGAACAAUUGUAUUUUUACUUGUGACUCUUUCAAGGCUGUACUAUUUCUUUUGGUGUUGGUAAUGUGUAAUGAUUAAACUGGUAUAUGGUUCUCUCUUUGCAAAAACAGCUCAGGUGAAAAAAAACUGAUGGGAAUGUUAAGCUUUGUGUGGAAACAAAUGUUUCAGGUAAAGGUUAGCAAUAGUCCUAGACACAAAUGAAUUUUAGCCAAUCUAUACUCCCCAGUAUCAAGUGGAUCAGUUAUAAUAAGCAUUUCAGAAUAUUUGUAUAUUUUCCCCCA